Messenger RNA from Cryptomeria japonica (Japanese cedar), 904 nucleotides. RefSeq lists its product as uncharacterized. The coding region runs from base 259 to 825 and encodes 188 amino acids. Lineage: Eukaryota; Viridiplantae; Streptophyta; Pinopsida; Cupressales; Cupressaceae. The record is from RefSeq and is a predicted model, not a curated record. The transcript is spliced from 3 exons.
CCUAGGUAGUUUCACGAGAAUAGUCAUGGACGAAGCAGAGCAAAAAAAAGCCGAGUUGGCUGACAUUUACUUUUACUGGUAGUGUAGCUAUGCGAUUCAAUUUCAAUGGCUAAGAAUAAGGCAGAAAUCUCAUGAAUUACAUGCGCUCAUUUGGCCAACUUCUAAGACAAAUUGUUCAGAUCAAGCCUCAAUUAUGGAUUUUAGAAGAGCAGUCUUAAAGUGCUUUUGUCACCCUAAUUGUGUGUUACAAAAUUAUACAUGUUCAAAUUCCCUAAUUUGAGCUCAUUCACUGUAUCUCUGAAAGUUCAAAUCAGAAUAGAAGAAAUUGAAAUACCGCAUUACAAAUCCCCAAUUAAUAUGCUUAGACUGUGGCGCCUCUGCUUUUGGGGGAUCGUGAUAAUUCUGAGCUCAUUGCCUUCAGAUACACACGGCACUGUUUUAUUAGUCAGGCCGAGGAGAACGCUUGUAUAUGUGGAGGGCAACAUCUUUUGUUCCACCCUCAAUGGCAAUGUCCUUCCCCUAACCAGAGCAAGAGUGAAAGUGCAGUGCAGGAGCAAGUUUGGGGAAUAUGAGACGUUGGGCAUUUCCAACAAGAAUGGAGUGUUCAGGGUAAUACUUCAGGGAGCUCUUGGAUAUCAAUGGCCUGUAAAAUUAUGCAAGGCCAAAGUUAUUUCCAAGACUAUUCCUUCUGUGUGUAGGGAAGGCAGUGAUAUUUUGAGUAUGAAUGUAAGGUUGUUCUAUAAAUCUUCCUCUAGGAUUAUGCUUGUUACUGGGCCAUUCAUUCUCAAACAACUGGGACAUGUUAACAAAAAAUAUUCUAGCUGAAAUCACAAUGUUACAGAUUAGACUUUUGGGAAAAAUCUCAUGUAUUCAGUUUUAAUAUUAUGGAAGGUCUUUUAAUUUA